This is a messenger RNA of Pyricularia grisea, 1357 nucleotides long. RefSeq lists its product as uncharacterized. Bases 217 to 1026 code for a protein of 269 amino acids. NCBI's taxonomy places the organism in Eukaryota, Fungi, Ascomycota, Sordariomycetes, Magnaporthales, Pyriculariaceae. The transcript is spliced from 2 exons. The record is from RefSeq and is a predicted model, not a curated record.
CCAUCCUCAUCGGCAUCCAAAUCCUCAACUCUACUCUCCAGUUCUCUCCUCUUCCCCCUUCUGUUCCACCCCAAUUGGCCCGGUGCCUUCUAUUCUACACCCGUACUUUGAUAGUCACUUGUUCCCUUGUUUCCGAGAAACAUCACAAACUUUAAAACCUCACUCCUCAUACCCUCCAAACAAAACAAAAAACAAACAAAUCAAUCACCCGCCAAAAUGUUCGCCAAGGCUACCGUUCUCUCCGUUCUCCUUGCUGGUGCCGAGCUCGUCUCGGGCCACGCUGCUCUCAUCAACGCCGUUGGCGACGCUGGUGGUGUUGGCAUGGCUCUCGGUGUCGACACUUCCACUCCCCGUGACGGAACCCGACGCAACCCCUUCCAGCAGGAUGCCACCCGCUUCCGUGGCACUGCCAGUGCCACUGUCGGCGAGACCCUCGCCGGAGGCGACAACAACAUCGAGGCCGGCACUCAGGCCAUCAUGGCUGAGACUGGCUCCGAGCUUCCUCAGGUUUCAGCUGGUGGUAAACUCGAGAUGACCCUGCACCAGGUUAACGGUGACGGUGCCGGCCCCUACACCUGCAAGAUCAACUCUGAUGGCACUGCCGCCCAGUGGACUCCCAUCACGGUUACCACCCAGGUUCCGGGCACCAACUCCCGCAACCGGGACGGUGCUGAGACUGACUUCCCUCUUGUCGCCUCUAUCCCUGAUUCCCAGACAUGCACCGGUACCGUUGCCGGUCAGGAGAACGUUUGCCUCGUCCGCUGUGAGAACAGCGCUCGUGCUGGUCCCUUCGGCGGUGUCGUUCCUGUCCAGAUGGCCGGUGCCGGAGCCGGAGCCGGAGCCGGAACUGGAGCUGGUGCCGCUCGCAACGGCACUGCACCUGCCACCGCUGAGCGCCGCAACGUUCAGACUCGGGCUCGCCGGGCCCUUGCUCGCGACAUUGUCCGCCGCGAGGCUCUCCUGCGCAAGGUUAUGAAGCGCGCUAUGAUUGAGACCGAGGAGGAUAUUGAGGAUGACGAGGAGUAAGGAGAUUGGAUGGACUAGUCCUUUCUUGACAAGGAGGAUAAUGUGACUAGAUGUAUCGGUGUCUUUUUUUUUCUUUUCUUUCUGAUUUCUUUUUUUUUCCGCUUGCGGAGACAGGGUUCACAGGACGGGGGAAUCGAGGAUAGACACAUGGGCUUUCACGCAUUCCCACAUUAAAAGCGAAGAAAGCAGCGGACUCUGGAGUUGACGGUUGCUUGAGUUUCAUUUGUUCAUAUAUACCCCCCCUGGUUUGGGAUUACGGACCCGAAACCACGGGAAAUUAACUUGUACAAUAUAUAGAUAAGAGGUUUUUGUGUUGUGAAUACUAUCAGGA